Messenger RNA from Rhododendron vialii, 870 nucleotides. RefSeq lists its product as uncharacterized. The coding region runs from base 422 to 811 and encodes 129 amino acids. NCBI's taxonomy places the organism in Eukaryota, Viridiplantae, Streptophyta, Magnoliopsida, Ericales, Ericaceae. The record is from RefSeq and is a predicted model, not a curated record. The transcript is spliced from 6 exons.
CGUCUUCUUUUCUUUCUUACUCUUUUGGCACAAUUGUUAUACUUCAUGGCUUUUAAAGGAUGGAGUCGUUACUGAUCUCCAAGAAACUAAAGAUGCUUUGGUAAGAGCAUCUGAUCUACCCCUUUUAGUUCUAAUUGUUGGAGUGGGUGGUGCAGAUUUCAAACAAAUGGAGGAAGGGUAGCUACACGAGAUAUUUUGUAGUUUGUUCCAAUGCGUGAAGUGCAUGGUGUGAAUUAGUGUUGGCAUCUAAAAAAUGUUUCGGUUCGUCAUGGUACUGAGAGGUUGCCCUGUUGUCUUCGUCGAUACUUUGAUGCAAAUGGUUCUAGCACUUGGGUUCUCCUGAGACAUGGAUUGAAAGCUUGGGGAGUAGAGAUUGUUAAUCAUGAAUUUCGUGAAGUUUGGGAUUCUUUCCGUGUAGCGCAUGACUUGCAAGUGGACUAUAAGCUUAUUCUGGCAUGUGAGCAUAAGUGGAUCUUUCAUAUUAUUAUGUUUGAUAGAGAUGGUCGGGAACUUGUGUUUGCUUGGUCUGGUCCAAAUGCGCACUGCCAAGAUUUGCAUCCUCCUUUGGGAAUUUGAAACUCGGCUUGAACAAGCCUUUGAGGUUCUUGGACUUGAGCAAAUGAUGAUUAGGAUGGCUAAUCGUAGUUGGACUAUACCAAUUGAGAAUCUGUACCUCAAUGUUGAAGCGUUCAAUCAGUUUGUGGAUGCUUCUAGUUUGCAGUUUCUUGAUUACCUCAUGGUUCCCGUGUUGCCCACUGUCAUAUUCCGGGACACCUGGCGUCAUUUGGCUAUCUUGCGGGACUCGCGAUGAAUUUUGGCUUUUGAUUUGUGCUGCCUCCUUUGUUACGCUAGAGGGUGUUGGUAGCUUCC